AUGGUUAGAAGAAUUGCGUCGCAGGUUCACAAGCAGGUCUCGCGUUUGAUGCGCGCAGACUUCAUCAAGAAGGAACCAGUAUGGUACAAGGCCGUAUUGGACUACCCCCCGCUGCCUUUGCCGCCAAAAGCGCCUCCGGAACGUAGCGACUACGAUUUGGCACCGCGAAAACAGUCUUCCUCGUCGAAAAUGAGACCGGUGACACCAAAGCCAUUGCCAAUACACUACUUGGAGGACGACAUCCGUCGUCAAUUCUACCGCGACCAUCCCUUUGAGGCUUUUCGCCCGAAGUCGCUGGUGGAGGGGGAAACCAUACAGACCCCUCACUCUAUGCGAGGAGAGCAAUGGACUAGACUGCGGCAGAGGGGACGAAAUCCUUCUCCAGAAGACGCAAUCGAAUUCGUUAUAAACCUUUAUCGUUUCCAUAACGUCCCUCUUAGCGAGGCAUAUUCCCGCUCCGUGGCUCAGUUCCGUGCGUUGCAAUCGGGGCGGCAUGUCGCUGCUACGUACGCUUCAUUAGAAGCUGACCACCUGGGAGCCAUUUUCGGGCCCUCUGAAAUUGAACACGGGUUCAUGAAGGAAAAGAGGAGUUUAGAAACUUGGGAGAGACGCGAAGAGCUGGACGAGGGUGCAAUGGCAGCGCGAAAGCGGUGGAAAUCUAUCUUCGAACGACAAAAUGGUGGUACAUGGUCGCGUGGUGCGGAGUAUGUGCGACUUUGGAAAGACGGUGUCAGGCCUACCUAUGCUCCUGUCCUAACGGAGCCGGAACAUUCUGUCUACUUCGAAUACAUCUAG
Molecule: messenger RNA, 795 nt
Organism: Pleurotus ostreatus (oyster mushroom)
Lineage: Eukaryota; Fungi; Basidiomycota; Agaricomycetes; Agaricales; Pleurotaceae
Gene: RSM25
Product: mitochondrial ribosomal small subunit component
Exons: 3
Coding region: 1-795 (264 amino acids)
Cellular component (GO): mitochondrial small ribosomal subunit
Molecular function (GO): structural constituent of ribosome
Source: RefSeq, a predicted model, not a curated record